ACAAAAUGCAUUCAUUUUGCAAUUUAGGUGCAAGUUCAUUUUAGUUUGUUUGGUUUGAAUUGUUUUCAUAGAAAAACUAACCAGUCAGAUUUAAUUUACCAGGAAAAAAAUGGUCUGAGGUGAACUCCGGUGAUUCAAACGUACCAGCAGGUUCAUUCGUAAAAGACAAAAUACCCGUAAUUAAGAGAUUUCUAGAUGGUUAAACUCUUGAUUUAUCUUAUUAAGGUCAGUAGAUCAGUUUAUGACACUAAAAUCUAGGAUUGCGUUUGGAUGAAUGCAGAUUCAAACUGCAGUACUGGAUCAAGUCACUAGACGUCCCUGUUUGUUUAAAUUCUAGGUUUGCAUCAGUCAAACCUUCACGAAGCACAUGAUGGCACACUACUAAAACCUAUGUACUAGUGUAGACUGCAUGGUCCACAAAUGCCAUACAAUGUGAAAUGCCAUCAUCUCCCCCAUUUGUUUUAAUCUGAAAUAGUCAAAUAGCAACAGUCAUGGAAUGAUAUGGAAGUGAGGGACGGAGGGAAACAGUAGUUUGAAGAAAAAGAAAUGAGAGGUAGUAUUAGCGUGAGAUAGGGAGAGGAAAAAGAGGCAUAGAUGGAGGGAGGAGGGGUUUAAUCAUGCCUGGAUUAUGGUGUUGAUAGUAUAAACUGGUCGGAGAGCAAGAAAGAGAGAGAGAGAGUAAGUCCCAACAGCCCACCCAUCCAUCACUCCAUCCCAGACUGUUUUCAUCUCUCUACUCAGUGAUUUUUAGAUCCAUCAGGAUGUGGGGUUAAAAAACUCAGCACAAAUUAUAGUCUUCCUUGGAUGAGCGGGGUGCUGUAGUGAUGGGAAGAGCAUGACAUGGAGAUGGAGGUUUAGGUGGAUGGAGUGUUGUGACUGCUCGUGUGGAGAUGUGACCUCACCAAGUGUAUUCUGGGAUAUUAGUUUUUUUAAUGAUGAUGUCAUGGAUGGCUCUAUUGCAUCUCUUGAGCAGAGGACUCCUUAAAGAAGAGAUGGACGCAAACACUGGCGAUGCCGGACAGCGGCGCAGAAAUGGGCCACGGCGAGCGAGGCUGACGAUGCUCCCGUGGAUUAUCCUAUGCAGUUCGCUGUGGCUAAUGGUCGACGGCCAGAUGAAGAUCUCACCAGAGAUUGUGCAGAAGUGGGCUGAGUCCUUCGGCAAAGAGAUAGCGUCCCUCUCCACCAAAUACUCCGGAGCUCAACUACUUCAAAAAAAAUAUAAGGAUGUGGAGGGUGUGUUGAAGAUUGAGGAGGUGGACGGGGAGGAGCUGGUCAAGAAGUUUGCAGAGGAGAUGGAGAAGAUGCUUGGAAGGAAGAUGAAGUCCGUUAAGAGAUUAGCAGAAGCAGCCGAGGAUGCUGAUCUUUACCACGAGUACAAUGAAACGCUGGAGUUUGAAUACUACAACUCCAUGCUGAUCAACACGGUGGACGAGGAUGGCAACCCACGGCCUCUGGGAGGAGAAUUCCCGCUGGAAAAAAACGAACACUUCAGCAAACUGCCGGUCAACACGCAGCAGAGUAACAUCCAAGUGCCCACGAAUGUCUACAACAGAGAUACAGACAUCCUAAAUGGCGCGUACAUGUCGGAGGCUCUCAAUGAUGUCUUCAUAGACAACUUCCAGAAGGAUCCCACCCUCACCUGGCAGUACUUUGGCAGCUCCUCAGGCUUCUUCAGGCUCUACCCGGGGAUCCAGUGGAUCCCGGAUGAGAAUGGGGUCGUCACAUUUGAUUGCAGAAACAGGAACUGGUACAUCCAGGCAGCCACCUCCCCUAAAGAUGUGGUCAUUGUGGUGGAUGUGAGCGGCAGCAUGAAGGGUCUCAGACUCACCAUAGCCAAACACACCAUCAACACAAUACUGGACACGCUGGGGGAGAACGACUUUGUCAACAUCAUAGCUUAUAGUGACUACGUUCGAUACUUGGAACCGUGCUUCAAGGGAAUUUUAGUCCAAGCCGAUCUGGAUAACAGAGAGCACUUCAAGCUCCUGAUUGACGAAAUGCACGUCAAAGGAGAGGGCAAAGUAAAGAAUGCAAUGAAGGAGUCAUUCCAGAUCCUCAAUGAGGCUGCCGGGCUGGGCAAGGGCAGCCUGUGCAACCAGGUCAUCAUGCUGAUAACAGACGGUGCCAUGGAGGACUUCCAGGAUGUUUUUGAAGAGUUCAACUGGCCAGAACGGCGGGUUCGGGUGUUCACUUAUCUCAUAGGACGUGAAAUGACAUUCGCUGAAAAUGUCAAAUGGAUUGCCUGUAAUAACAAGGGUUAUUACACACACAUUUCGACGCUGGCCGACGUCCAAGAAAACGUCAUGGAAUACCUGCAUGUCCUCAGUCGGCCCAUGGUCAUCAACCACGACCAUGACAUUAUAUGGACGGAGGCCUACAUGGACAGCGUGCUAUUCAACAGUCAAGCCCAGAGUUUGCUUCUGAUGACGUCAGUUGCAAUGCCUGUGUUCAGCAAGAAAAAAGAGACGUUGUCUCAUGGAAUUUUGCUGGGAGUUGUCGGAACUGACGUCGCCCUGAAAGAACUAAUGAGAUUAGCGCCGAGAUACAAGCUGGGUGCCCACGGUUAUGCUUAUCUUAUCACAAACAAUGGCUACAUCUUGUCUCAUCCUGACCUCAGUCCUCUGUACAAGGAAGGAAAGAAGCUGAAGCCCAAACCCAACUAUAACAGCGUCGACUUGUUGGGGGUGGAAUGGGAAGACACCGAGGAGAAGCUCAGGACAGCCAUGGUCAAGGGAGAAACCGGUACCUUGUCCUUAGACGUGAGGACUUCAGUAGAUAAGGGCAAACGAGUGAUGUUCCUCAAGAAUGAUUACUUCUACACCAGCAUCAAUGAGACACCUUUCAGUCUUGGCAUUGUGCUGACAAGAGGAUAUGGGCAGUAUAUAUUCAUUGGAAAUGUCUCUGUGGAGGAAGGUCUCCAUGAUUUACUGGCUCCCGAUUUGACCAUUGCCAGUGAAUGGACCUACUGUGAGACCGACAUUGACCCAGCACAUCGUAAACUGAGCCAGCUGCAGGCCGUAGUCAGAUACCUGACGGGUAAAGAAUCCGAUCUGAAGUGUGAUGUGCAGCUCAUGCAGCAAACCUUAUUCGACGCAGUGGUGACUGCUCCAAUGGAAGCUUACUGGACCGCCCUCAUGCUCAACCCGUCAGGUAUGGAUGACGGCAUUGAAACAGCUUUCCUGGGCACACGUUCCGGCCUGAUGAGAUUCCAGCGUUACACUGGCAUUGAGAAGCGAGUUGGCAUGUCGUUCCUGACGUCCACCGAUAAGGAGAACAUGUUCACGCUGGACCACUUCCCGCUGUGGUUCCGCAGGGCGGCCGAGUACCCCGCUGGACAGUUCCUGUAUUACAUGCCGCGACAGGAGACCCGAGCGGGGAGAAUCGUGAUCGCCACCACUGCCAUUACGGUGACUGUAGGCAAGAAGACCGCCAUCGCCGGAGCCAUUGGUGUCCAAAUGACUCUGGAGGUGAUGGAAUCCAGGUUUUGGGCCAUUGCCUCAGAGCCAAACGACACUGAUUGCUCUGACGUGGAGGGAGUUUGUCCUCUUCGCUGUGACAGCUUUGAUAUGGAGUGCUACGUGAUUGACAAUAAUGGCUUUGUCCUCAUUUCCAAACAGCGCGCUGACGCCCGAAGGUUCUUUGGCGAGGUUGACGGCUCGGUCAUGACGACGCUCAUCAGAAUGGGCAUGUUCAAAAGGGUGUCUCUGUUUGACUACCAGGCUAUGUGUAAGAUGAACGUACACUCCAUCAGCAGCGCCCGGCCAAUUCUCAGCUCGUUUUACGCGUUGGCAUCCACCCUCAAGUGGUUCCUCUCCAACUUCCUACUGUUUCUCCUUGAGUUUAAUGUCUGCGGAUUCUGGCACACGGAGCGCUUUGCAGAUGCCUCAGUGCACAAGAAAAAGGGGGACGUCCUGCAGCCGUGCGACACCGAGUACCCCAGCUUUGUCUACGAGCCGUCAGUCAAAGAGACCAACAGCAUCAUUAACUGUGGACACUGCCAGAAGAUGUUUGUGGUGCAACAGAUCCCGCAGAGCAACCUGCUGAUGUUGGUCGUCCAGGCUGACUGCGACUGCUCCAGGCAGUACUUGCCGAUCACCAUGGAGCCCGAGGAAGUCAAAUAUAUCUCCUCAGUAAAGUGCGAGCGGAUGCGGUCCCAGAAGAUCCGCAGACGUCCGGAGUCGUGCCACGCUUACCACCCUCAGGAGAAUGCAAACGACUGUGGUGGAGCUUCCGCCGCAUCGCUCUCUGCCUUCCUCCUCCUCGUUUGUCCCUCCUUUGCCUCGUUUCUCUCCCGAUGGUGACCCGAACGGUGCCACAAGUGGAUUUAUUUUGAUCCAUAGCACAACUCAAAGUCUCAUUUUUUGGUCCUGACAACCUGAAGAACUAUUCUCUCCUUUUGUCAAGUGGUGAAGAUUGGCAGUUGUUGCCAUGGAUACCACUCCAUUAGUGACUUUCUCUUCCACCACCUUGUAUCUCCAAAUGAAUGGGAGACUAAAGAGAAGCAGGUGGCUGCUGUGACUCACGCGGAUGUAUUAUGAAUCACGUGAGCGAAUGUAAUGGAGCCCGUGGGGAAAAAAAUAUUUUCCUGAUUUACCUUCACGCCGAAUUGUAUGUGGUCAUGCCUAUCAUAUUGUGUAGCACAGGGAAGAGCGUCGACAUACUAAAUGGAGAGACACUGAUACUUAUAUAUCAGAUUGGAGUAAUUUUUUUACUUUAAAUCUUUAAAUAUUUCCAAAUAUAUCACUCAAGGCGGCACAGUGCAAAAGUGGUUCGCACAUCUUCCACACAGUUCCGAGCUUGAGGGUUCAAAUAUUGGCUUGCAUGAAUCUCUAUCCACAAAGUAGCACUGAAUUUUGCAAAGGUUGGUGACCCUUGACCUACAUUAUAACUAAAUAUUGAACAGACACCUGCAUCUAGAUGAAUGGAUUACCUAAACCGUGUUUUGUUUUUUUGUUUUUUUACUGCUCAAUGAGUCAAAUUGAGUUGAGUUAAACAAUGAUCAUUCAACAUAUGGACAAUGUCAUUUCAUUUAAAAAAGUAAAAAAGAAGAUAUUCAUCAGUAUUGUUGCCUUCUGUGCAUUAAGAGUGUAAAUCUGACAUUAUAGGGUAUUUUUAUACACCACAAGUGUUUAGCUUUUCUGAACCAAGCAUGUUUACAGCAAAUUGCCUGACUGACCACCUUGUUAGACUCAUUCAUAAUGUGUGUGUAUUUGCAACUGUCAUGUAGAAAGCAGAAUUUCUCUGUUUUAUUUACAGUAUACAAUAUAGACCAUGUGCUUUAUGAUUGUGUCCAUAUUGCACAUUGAUGAACAAAGCCAUGAUUUGGACAUUAAAGUAUCCAUUGUGUUUUUGUACUGCUCUUGUGUUCUACUGAUAUUUUGCCCCUGUUGUAAAAUAAAUACUACAGAAAAAAAUGAAUAAAGUAAAC
Phycodurus eques (leafy seadragon) is the source of this 5428-nucleotide messenger RNA. It is a transcript of the gene cacna2d4a, whose product is annotated as calcium channel, voltage-dependent, alpha 2/delta subunit 4a. The record is from RefSeq and is a predicted model, not a curated record. Gene Ontology annotation, cellular component: voltage-gated calcium channel complex. Gene Ontology annotation, molecular function: voltage-gated calcium channel activity. NCBI's taxonomy places the organism in Eukaryota, Metazoa, Chordata, Actinopteri, Syngnathiformes, Syngnathidae.